CUCUCUGGUCUUGCUGGGGCGAUGUUGCCUUCUGCGGCUUUGUUUCUGGUGAAUCGGCUCAGAGGCCCGCAUUAUGACAGCAAGUGUCGGCACCCCCAUUCGACUGCAAAGAUCCAGUGGGCUUGUCUGGCACACCAAAAGCCGAUCUGACGGCCCACAUCCCUGCCGGAUUUGAUCUUUCCAUCCAUCUCCGCUCUCCGUUCUCCGUCCACCGAUCUGGCGCUUGAUUCCCAUCAGGCUGCAGCCCACCUCCCACACCUUCAAGCGAUCUCUCCGCGCCUCUCUCCUUCCACCUUGCUCGACAAUGAACCGCAAGCAAGCCGCACACCGGGACUCUCGAGAUAAACAGCCGAACAGCGCCAAAUCCAAGUCCUCUCAGUCGUCUCAAUCGCAAUCGCAAUCGCAAUCGCAAUCGCAAUCGCAAUCGCAGCCGAUGUCGCCUGCGGCGAUUGCAGAGUUCGAGACAAAGCUCUGGAGAAUGGCUCCUUUCUGGAUUCUGCCUCCGUUGCUCCCAGGGCUGUUCUUUGUGCUGACUGGAUGGAACAAGGUCGCUGGAACUCAUGGAUCGUGGUCCAUGGGACUGUUUGGGGCUUUGGCAUGGUAUCUCUCGGCAGCGGCCCGCUUUCCGAUCCAAGAGGGCCUCUCGCGGUACUUUGGUGGCUCGGGCGUCAAGCUCGCCUAUGCGCUGGUGGUGGUGAUCACCUCGCCAAUCGAGGAAAGCAUCCGGGCUCUGAUGCUGCACUGGUACCCUGGCACACCCACCCCCGGCCGAGCCUAUUCCUUUGGCUGGGCCUGGGCGGCGGUCAACUUUGCGGUGGCCUUUAUGCAGAUGGUCGGCUACGUGAUGGUCAUGAAGGGCAACGACGCCGAGAUCAAGGCCAAGAUGGCGCGCGGACAGAACGCUAUGGACCCGUUUUAUGGGCAAUCCAAUAAAAAACGGGACACCCAGGUUUUGACCAUUCAUCAAAUAUUUUGUUACCCAAUGUGAUCGCGCGCUGGCCAUGACCAUUCGCCAGUGUGUUCAAGAGCACCAUCCAUCGCUGGCACUCCGAGACCAGUGUGCAGGUCGAUUGUGGAGACCGGAGGGCGACCGGUGGUCUUCACUCGGAGGCUGCCAAAGUGAUCUGAUCUAUUUAUUGUGGCUUUGCUAGACGCGAGCACAGCACAUACUACAUGUUCAUG
This is a messenger RNA of Polychytrium aggregatum, 1182 nucleotides long. RefSeq lists its product as uncharacterized. The record is from RefSeq and is a predicted model, not a curated record. The transcript is spliced from 3 exons. NCBI's taxonomy places the organism in Eukaryota, Fungi, Chytridiomycota, Chytridiomycetes, Polychytriales. The coding region runs from base 305 to 988 and encodes 227 amino acids.